This is a messenger RNA of Zalophus californianus (California sea lion), 1799 nucleotides long. It is a transcript of the gene EFEMP2, whose product is annotated as EGF containing fibulin extracellular matrix protein 2. The transcript has 12 exons. The record is from RefSeq and is a predicted model, not a curated record. Lineage: Eukaryota; Metazoa; Chordata; Mammalia; Carnivora; Otariidae. Gene Ontology annotation, molecular function: calcium ion binding. The coding region runs from base 249 to 1658 and encodes 469 amino acids.
GUCCUGGACGCGAAAGUUCAGCCCUGCGUGCCUUCUCAGGGGCUUCCAUUCAUUCUGGGCCAAAAGGCAACUGCGGACCCCGCUCCCAAACUGUUGUAGUUUCGCGGACCGAUUGUUGGGAGGAGGCUGUCCUCGAGUGAAGGGACCACCUGGCUGACAGACCUAGGGAUGGAGGAGAGAAGGGACAGAGAUGAACAGUUCUGGGCCUGGGAGCGUCUUGUCCUCGGGCGAGGGUCUGGGGACCCUGAAUGAAAUUUUGGCACUGCCCGAACCAGCCGAGCGGCCGGAGACGCGGGCCCCGGGGGCGUCGCGGGCUCAACCCCAGGAUGCUCCCCUUCGCCUCCUGCCUCCCCGGGUCUCUACUGCUCUGGGCGCUGUUGCUGCUGCUUUUGGGGGCAGCGUCUCCCCAGGAUUCCGAGGAGCCCGACAGCUACACGGAAUGCACAGAUGGCUAUGAGUGGGACCCCGACAGCCAGCACUGCCGGGAUGUCAACGAGUGCCUGACCAUCCCUGAGGCCUGCAAGGGGGAGAUGAAAUGCAUCAACCACUAUGGGGGCUACCUGUGCCUGCCCCGCUCAGCUGCCGUCAUAAAUGACCUGCAUGGCGAGGGACCGCCACCACCAGUGCCCCCCGCUGAACACCCCAACCCCUGCCUACCAGGCUACGAACCUGACGAGCAAGAGCGCUGUGUGGACGUGGACGAGUGUGCCCAGGCCUUGCACGACUGCCGCCCCAGCCAGGAGUGUCAUAACCUGCCCGGCUCCUACCAGUGCACCUGCCCCGACGGCUACCGCAAGAUUGGGCCUGAAUGUGUGGAUAUAGAUGAGUGCCGUUACCGUUACUGCCAGCACCGCUGUGUCAACCUGCCCGGCUCCUUUCGCUGCCAGUGCGAGCCAGGCUUCCAGCUGGGGCCCAACAACCGCUCCUGCGUAGAUGUGAACGAAUGUGACAUGGGGGCUCCAUGUGAGCAGCGCUGCUUCAAUUCCUACGGGACCUUCCUGUGUCGCUGCCACCAGGGCUAUGAGCUGCAUCGAGAUGGCUUCUCCUGCAAUGAUAUCGACGAGUGCAGCUACUCCAGUUAUCUCUGCCAGUACCGCUGUGUCAACGAGCCUGGCCGCUUCUCCUGCCACUGCCCGCAGGGCUACCAGCUGCUGGCCACGCGCCUCUGCCAAGACAUUGAUGAGUGUGAGUCGGGCGCGCACCAGUGCUCUGAGGCCCAAACCUGUGUCAACUUCCACGGGGGCUACCGCUGCGUGGACACCAACCGCUGCGUGGAGCCCUACAUCCAGGUGUCUGACAAUCGCUGCCUCUGCCCGGCCUCCAACCCCCUGUGCCGGGAGCAGCCCUCGUCCAUCGUGCACCGCUACAUGAGCAUCACCUCGGAGAGGAGUGUGCCCGCGGAUGUGUUCCAGAUCCAAGCGACCUCUGUCUACCCUGGCGCCUACAAUGCCUUUCAGAUCCGUGCGGGAAACUCGCAGGGGGACUUCUACAUUAGGCAAAUCAACAAUGUCAGCGCCAUGCUGGUCCUCGCCCGGCCUGUGACGGGCCCCCGGGAGUACGUGCUGGACCUCGAGAUGGUCACCAUGAACUCCCUCAUGAGCUACCGGGCCAGUUCUGUACUGAGACUCACCGUCUUCGUGGGGGCCUACACUUUCUGAGGAGUGGGUGGGGAGCCCUCAGGGAGGGAGAGGCUUCCUGCAGCCGAAGAGCUUGGGGCUCAGGGAUGACUGUGCUCGCUGCAAGGGCAGAUGCUGUUGUGAAGAGUAGAAAGAGAAAGGCAAUAAAGGGAGAAAGAAGGA